GGUGCCAUUGUUGUUCUUCUUGUUGAAGAAGGAGUAGAGGAGAUGGGGGAAGAGGAUGAAGCCUGUGGUUAUGUUGUUGAAGAAGGUGAAGCAGAGGAUGAAGAAGAUUUUGGUGGGAUGGAGGGAAAUGUGGAAGUACAAGACUUGGUACUGGAUGGUGAGGAGGAAGAGGGGAUUGUUGAGGAAGAUAUGACGAAGGGGUUCAAAUUUAGAUUGGGAAUGGAGUUUAAGUCAUUGAAAGAAAAACAAGGAAGUAAGGAAUGCCUCUGCACCAACUUCUACUUCAGCUGGAAGGGCUACAUCUGCAUCAGCGGGAAGGGCUGCAUCUGCAUCAGCUGGAAGGAGAUCAAGAAGAGAUGAGGAAGAUAUCCGUCAAGGGGGAACAAGACUGGUUGGACACAUUAUAGGGUCUCAAGCAAGCUGCAAUUGAUUUUCUAGUGUAGGAAUCGACUUUUUGUAAUCAGUCUGACCCACCUAGGGAGACCAUUAGUAGUGGGUACAGUAUUUUUUGUCAUGUACAUUAAAGUAGUCAGGGACCACUAGCUAUUGUUGGUUGUAUUAUUGUGUUGUUUAUAGUGCUGAAGGACCAUUGGGACCACUUUAUCAGGCACCAUUACUAGUGUUGUAUUCGGUGCUGCUAUAUUAUUCAAUGUCUGGGACCAAUACUACUGUUGUAUUCAAUGUCAUGGACCACUUUUAUA
Messenger RNA from Vigna radiata var. radiata (mung bean), 701 nucleotides. RefSeq lists its product as uncharacterized. The record is from RefSeq and is a predicted model, not a curated record. Lineage: Eukaryota; Viridiplantae; Streptophyta; Magnoliopsida; Fabales; Fabaceae. The coding region runs from base 43 to 360 and encodes 105 amino acids. The transcript has 3 exons.